Molecule: messenger RNA, 2325 nt
Organism: Alternaria ventricosa
Lineage: Eukaryota; Fungi; Ascomycota; Dothideomycetes; Pleosporales; Pleosporaceae
Exons: 2
Coding region: 1-2325 (774 amino acids)
Source: RefSeq, a predicted model, not a curated record
AUGGAGGGCCAAACGCAAGAUUCGGAAGCCACGCCGCGUCUCCCACGUCAGUAUCAGGCUGAGGUGCGCGAAGCUUCCGUUGAUGAGCUUGCGCAUGAUGAUUUGUAUGGGGGCGGAAACCAGCCCCGACACGUAUCGUUGAGCGAGACCCACGACGCAGAAAACUCUCAAUGGAUAGCCGACUACAUCACCGAAGAGCCCAUCGAUUUUGCUCAAGAGCUUCAAUCGACCAGCGCAGGGCAUCAGCAACCCACUACAACGCGCAACGAUGGUCCUUCAUGGAGGAAUUCCCGACGACCGUCACGACCCCAGCCACAAAAGACUUCACGUGUAGAGCCUGGGACGAAUAGUUCUAGAAACGAACUGGCGCUCAGAUUUGAGGUCCCACGCCCGGUCUCGACCCCCGAAGAAUCAGAAAGCAGUAUCAUCACCGAAGACUUUAGCGAGAGCGAGACAUCGAGCAGAGAAGAGGAUACACCUCCGAGAGAUCCCCCACUUUUACAGCCCAACCGCUAUGCGAUGCAUCCAGUGGACAUCGAGGGCAACAGGCUCUCAUUUCAGGUGCAGACCAAGCCUUCGAGCAGCAGCAUCGCUCCGAGUGAAGAAUCUGAUAAACCCGAAAUCGAGGAGGGCCUAGGAGCAGAGAAGAAGGAACCGAGAGACAAGAAUCUGGAGAUACGGAGAAUCACCAGAGCAAUGGCGAUCGAGUCUGAGGCCCAGAACAUGCUUGAAAUUCACACUCUACCAAGUCUGGCGAGCCCUCGAUUACGAACAAGCAUAGCAACAACAUGGUACCACCUCAAUGGUAGUCAUCUCGACUUUGACCGCUUCGAAAAGGUCUGCCUCACUAUCCCACAUUUGUCUGACCGCCUACAGGCCCUUACCUGCGAGGUCUUGUUGAAACUGCGAGGCGAAAAGAUUAAGCCAUUUGUAGGCGGUAAAUUCAUCGAGCCAGGGACCGUUCUUCGAGCCGACGAAUCCGAUCCAACAGACACCCAGUCCGUGAUCUUCAGCUGCGUACCUUACUUCGGUCUCCAACAAGUUGCAAAGCGUACUACUGGGCAAGAAGAUUCAUCGUUCCAUCCACGUACCUUGAUGCAGGCUUUGUAUCCGUAUGAAUCUGUUCGUGAGCGAGAUGAGGAACAGUCAUACAGGAGGUUUGGCAAUGAUCCGAUGAACAACAUCGUUCAUGUCCCCAGCCUGUGGGUCAUUAACAUUGGAUCAACUGCUAUUGUGACAUACGGACACGAAACUCUGCCUAUAGCGAUGAAAAAUUCAAUCGGCAUUGUUGAAGAAGAAAUUAGGCUUCUUGGCAGGCAGAGCAUCACUGAGAACACUCUGACCAAGGUUCACAUCACCAAUCGCGACGGGAGCAGCCUCACAUAUCCCAUAGGUGAUUUCAGGUCCUAUUUCCAACUGGAAUCGCGAAUUCUCCACAGCAAUCCGUCUCUCGAGGGGCCCCUUGUUGGCGAAGGGAUCAACUUGAAAGUCGAGGAUGUGGAUGGAGGUACUAUGGCCGGGGCUGGAAACUGGAAAAACAUCGUCUCUCGAGCAGCCCAGCUUGUCUCGAUCACCAUUACGAUUCCAUACGACCAGAUACGUGACGGAAGAGAUGAAGAAGCUUCGACCGCAGAACUAGCGGCUGUCGGCCCCCCUACGUGUGUUCCGCCCUUCUUUCACUGGUUGCAGUCUAAGACCAACGACCUUUCUCCUAGAAGUGGGAAGCCGGUGGUACUCGGUAACACCGGGAAAGACCGGUCCAUCGCCUGCCUGGACUACGUGGAGAAGCUCAUGACGUCGAGGUCUCUUGUUCGUUCAACCAGUCCUGUAGAGGAUGCUUUCACCUCAACCAACUACUACCGCUCCUUGCCUGAGACGGUAUGUGAAGGCGUUGCUACGCGACUGUCCGAAUUACAGGAGCUGGUCAAAGCAGCGCCUCUACCGGAGUCGGGUUCCAUAAACCACAAGAUGAUUGUCACCACUCAUUGCCGUAAGAUUUUGACAAGAUCAGUCGAGUUUCUCGAUACUGCCUGCAAAACUUUAGGUCUUUUCGUAGAUGACCUGGAUAGUAGCAGCAUACUUCGAAAGCUAUCGGGCGCACUGCAAAACAUCCAUCAGCAAGUAACGAUCAUUGCGCAACGUGGAGCGGUUGAGCCCGACCCAGAGGAAUACACGAACUCUGAUUGGAAGCACCCUGACAUGCUAAAUAACCGUAUCUGGUCCAUCCGCACCUCCGCUUGGGAAGUCCCAUCUUCACUCCCAGAAUCCAGGAAAACACUGCAAAGGUCGAUCCAGCGUUUUUCGAAGAACUGCAAGACUGGAUAA